ACGGCCUCUCUAUUCUCGUAGGUAACGUGUAGACGUGCACAAUGCCAGACAAAUAAGCUCUACAUAAACGGGCACAUUUCGACUCCGGAGUCAAAAUGAGGCAAUAAGUUUGAUUUAUUCACAAAGUAACCCAAAGAAUAAUUGCUUUCCACAAAUAAUGUAUGGUAUUUUUAUCCGGUCAUACGGUUUGAUGGGUUUUUAAGUUUGCUUAAUACAUAAUGGUAUCGAUGAGAAAAUUAAAUCAAUCAAAAGGUGUUCAUAAAAUAUUUUCUAUAGUUGUAUUGUUAGAGUUUAUAUCGAUUUUUGUUCAAUCUAGUGAAUCGGACAAUUAUAUCAGUGCGCUUUUAACAAAGACGAAAAUUAUUCCCGAUGUUUUGGAUGUAGCGCCGCAAAACGAAUUAAAGAUUAAAUACGGAGCGCAAUCUGUAAAAUUUGGAACGCUUCUUCUGCCCACCGUUGUUCAUGAAGCUCCAAGUUUCGUCGACUGGCCGUAUGAUCCAAAAGCAUUCUAUACUUUAAUAAUGACAGAUCCUGACGCUCCCUCAACUUCAAAUCCAUACAAUAGAGAGUGGCAACACUGGGUUGUUGGAAAUAUUCCAGAACUAAGAGUAGACCUUGGAGAAGUUCUAACACCAUACAUUGGAGCGAUUCACCCAAAAGGGGAUGGACUGCACAGGUACGUUUUCACUGUCUACCAUCAGCAUGGAAAAGUAAACUUCACCGAUCUAAUCUUAGACGAAAGACCGGCGGACGUGUUUCGGGCAAACUUUUCAACCAGAGAUUUUGCAAGCCGCUACAACUUUGGCGAUCCUCAUGCUGUUAAUUAUUUCAUCGUGAGCUGGGGAACCCGUAAAUCUCAGCGUUGAAAUUUACUAUUGAACCGCAACACAAUAAUUUUGAUUGUCAUUCCAAGUAUGUAGGACAUAUCAGGUAUCAGGUAUCAGUGUAUGCAUGAGACAGAUUGUGUUCGGCGCUUUUUAUUUGUCUGCAGGACGGUAAAACUAAAUGUUUACCAAACUUACUUACUACUACUUACAAACUUACUAACUACUUACUUUUUGGAGUGGGAAUAUUAGUUAGUAUUAUGUGAAUUAGAAAAUGUAACUGUGAUAUUUGCAUGACGCCGCAUUUGAGGAUUAGUUCUUAAGUAGUUCCGAUUCAAUUAUUCAUCAAAAUUUUUCUCAUUAAAUUUGACUAUGUUUGUGUUUUUGUACAUAUUUUAUAAUUUCAAAGGCCAUCUUUUCCAGGGAUUAAAAAUUGACUGAUGCAUUUCAAUA
Bemisia tabaci is the source of this 1277-nucleotide messenger RNA. The record is from RefSeq and is a predicted model, not a curated record. NCBI's taxonomy places the organism in Eukaryota, Metazoa, Arthropoda, Insecta, Hemiptera, Aleyrodidae.